GGGCAGCGCGGGGGCACAGGGGACGGCGCCCGGGAGGGGACAGAGCCCGGGGGGCAGCGCGGUGCCCGCGCCGUUCCCGGUGUGAGCCUGUGCUCUCUGUGCCCCGCGUGUCCCGCGGAGGGCACACGGCGCUCGGUGCCCGGCUGUGACAGGGGCGCCCCGCGCUCGGGGCAGGUGUCCCGCGGGUGGCACCGGGGAGCGGGGCUCGGGCGGGGGCACCCGCAAGGCGUUCGUGGAGCGGGUGAGGGCCCGUGGUGCCCGCGGGGCCGGGAUGCUGCCGGGGCUCGCGGCCGUACGGGGGUGGCGUUGGCGCCGUGCGAUGGAGCGCCGGGCUGUCACCCGGGCCAGGGGUUGUUCUCCAUCCUCACCCCCGGGCCUGGCCGUGGCCGGCAGCGGAGUCCCCUUCCCCCUCUGCCUGCUCCUGCCCGCGGAGCUGCUGCCUGUCAGGGUGGUGCCCUCGGAGCCGGAUCCAGCUCCUGCAGCUGGUGGCAGUUCAAGCGGAUAGGCAGCGUGCCAGGGUGGCUUUGGAUUACACGGCCAGAGCUGCUUCAGUGGAGGAAGCAGGGGAUGCUGGCACCGAGUUUCUGUCUGUGCUUGGCUGUGCCUCUCCAUCCAUCCCUGCGGGAGCGAGUGUGCCCCAAGCCCACGGCUGAGCUCGGCCCCAGCAGCAUCACUGCAGAGUCCAGGAUGCUGUGGUGAAACCUCGGGAAAGCUCCUGGGACUAGCUCAUGGGAACAGCCACACUUGUGGGCUGGGGCCGGGACCAGGGGGAGGGUGGCAGCUCCCAGGCAUCCAGCGCUCCCAGUUCUGCCCAUGGUGGCUUAUGGCAGGCAGCCUGGCCUUUGCCCGAGUGCCCUGGCACCAAAACACUUGCAGAAGGGAUGGAAAAACCCCAGCGCUUCAGGGGGGAAGGAAGCGAGAGCCCUGACAGCUGGGGGGGCCCGGCAGUCUCAGUUUCCCCCAGGCAGGUGGCCACACUGCAAGAGCCCCGUGUCUGCCAGCCUGGCACGUCCCCAGCCAGCAGCAAUCCCUCCUGCAUGGCCAUAGGGGCUGGAGGAGCUGUGGUGGGGAGCAGUCCCCUGCCAUGUCUGCUCUGGGCAAAGCCAGAGGGGGGAACUCACUCUGACCUCACCUGAAAAUUAAGCAAAAAGAAGUGCAAAUAAAAGAACUGGGCUGGAGGCGUAGAGGUUGAUAUGAGGUGCAUUGUGAGGGAGAUUGUGUGUGCUCCUGUGCUUUGUUGCAGCUGAAGGAAUCUCCUGGCCCUGCCAUGCCACAGCCACUCUUGUACCGUCAGGUUCUGCUCUGCAAAUGGUCUCAGACUCACGUGCAGGUCCUGGCUGGGCACAGGCUGCUGGCUGGUCCCUGCUGCACAGCUGGGACAGGCCCCCAGGACAGGCCCUGCCAGAGCAGUGAGGGGACUACUGAGGGGCUGGGCUCCAGGGUGUCCUUGUGCCUCUCAGGCUAAUCUGUGGCCAGCCAGGGGCUCAGGCACUGCUGCCAAUCCCUGGCAUCGGGGACUGCCGGAGCCAUGUGGGUCCCGUGCUGUUUGCUCAUCCCUGUUUGCCGACAGGGUGAGGCUUGUGUAUGUGGCACUGGCUGAGCUGGCACUCGCUAUGCAGGCGCCAUACGUGGAAGCAGCAGCUCCUCUUCCCAGGUGAAUUUGCAAUUACUUCCUCAAUGUCAGGUAGCUGAAACCUGCAGCUCUGAAGGCCCAGGCAAGCAAUCAUCACUUCUCUGGCAUGAAAAGUCACCAGACUCGUUUGUUUAUGGAAGGAGCCGAUGGUCAGGCUGCUCUUGUCACCUUUAGAAAGGUUGUGACUGGGAGGAGCCACGCUGCAAUUCAUCCCACCUGUGGGAAAACUUGCUCCAGGGAGAGGAGGGAGAGGGAAGGCUGCUCCAGCCCCAGGAUGGCUCUGGUGGGACGUGAGCAAGGGGAGCCAGGGGCUGUAGGUGCAGGUGGUGCCAGUCACUGAGGGUGCAGCUGCCCCAGGAGCUGGGCUGGGGGAUUGUUCCCGAGUCUGCCUGAUCUCUUGAGGACGGUGUGUCUGUCCUAGAGCCUCAAAGGCAGUGCCGUGACUGUCCCAGAAACGCUGCUCUUCAUCUCCACGCUGGAUGGGAGCCUCCACGCCGUCAGCAAGAGCACAGGGGCCAUCAAGUGGACCCUGAAGGAUGAUCCCAUUCUGCAGGUGCCGGUCUACGUGGCAGAGCCAGCAUUCCUUCCAGACCCCAAUGAUGGCAGCCUGUAUAUCCUGGGAGGAAAGAACAAAGAAGGCUUGAUGAAGCUGCCGUUCACCAUCCCGGAGCUGGUGCAGUCCUCGCCGUGCCGCAGCUCAGACGGAGUGCUCUACACUGGGAAGAAGCAGGACAGCUGGUUCAUUGUGGACCCCAAGUCAGGGGAGAAGCAGACCACCCUCUCAACAGAGGCCUGGGAUGGUCUGUGCCCAUCCAGCCCCUUGCUCUACAUCGGACGCACCCAGUAUGUCAUCACCAUGUAUGACACCAAGUCACGGGAGCUGCGCUGGAAUGCCACCUUCUCGGAGUACUCGGCCCCGCUCUGUGAGGAGUCCUACCACUACAAAAUGGCACACUUGGCCUCAAGCGGGGACGGGCUGGUGGUGACCCUGGACAAGGAGAGCGGGGAGGUCCUGUGGGCGCAGAACUACGGCUCACCUGUGGUUGGCAUCUACCUGUGGCACCAGGACAGCCUGCGCCGCCUCCCCCACCUCAACGUGGCCAUGGAGACCCUGCGCUAUCUGACCUUCCAGUCACAGGACAUCCAUGUCCUCAAGUGGAGCUACCAGUCCGUCAGGGACUUUGCUGCCACCAAGACCCAGCUGCUGCCGGCGCUCUACGUGGGAAAGCACGCGGCCAGUUUCUAUGCCGUGACCUCCCUGGUGCACGGCAGCGUGGCGCUGGUGCCCCAGGGCAUCACGCUGGCCAGGAUCGACGGCCCCACCACGGACGACGUGACCAUGAGGGAGUCCGGGGAGUGCGAGAUCAUGCCCAGCACGGACGUCAAGUACCCGCAGGGCAGCAUCACCUCACUUCCCAACCAGUGGCUCCUCAUAGGGCACCAUGAGCUGCCUCCUUUGGUCCACACCACAAUGCUGCGAGCCUUCCCAGAGAACCUGAGGAAAACCACAGAAACCAUCAUCCCCAGGGCUCCUCCCAGCAGGACCGUGUUCGAUGAUUUUCUGGCCUCGAGCAGCCCGGAGGAGCCAGCUGUCCGCAGCGAGGGGCAACUCCAGCCAGACCCCACGCCGGGGGAGCAGGUGGAGGUGUACCCCGAGUCUGGCACCUGGGACCUGGUGAUGGCUGCCGUCGGCACGGCUCUGCUGGGCGGGGGAAUCCUGGUCCUGCUGCUCACGAAGCUGCAGCGGCAGCACGUGGCCCAGCAGCAGCAGCUGGAGGAGCAGAUACAGCUCCUGCAGCAGCAGCAGGAGAUGCUGCGCUCGGGCCGAGUCUCCAGGGAGGGCGUCCCUGAGGAGCCCGGGGAGCUGGAGCUGAGCCAGGGAAGUGCCUCAGAGCUCUCACAGAGCUCCAGCCCCUCCGCCUGCCUGAAGGACCCGGCUAACGGCACAGUCAGCCCAGAGCCAGCUGUCCCAGGGGCUGCUGAAGAUGCAGAACCAGACCUGGUUGUAGUUGGGAAAGUUUCUUUUAACCCCAAGGACGUGCUGGGCCAUGGGGCUGGAGGAACCUUUGUCUUCAGGGGGCAGUUUGAGGGCCGCAGUGUGGCCGUGAAGCGUCUCCUGCCCGAGUGUGUCCACCUGCUGGACCGCGAGGUCCAGCUGCUCCGCGAGUCGGACGAGCACCCGCACGUCGUGCGCUACUUCUGCACGGAGAGGGACCGGCAGUUCCACUACAUCGCCAUCGAGCUGUGCUCCGCCACGCUGCAGGAGUACGUGGAGAGCCCCAGCUUUGAGCGCCGUGGGCUGGACCCGGUGUCCGUGCUGCGUCAGACCAUGUCCGGGCUGGCCCACCUGCACUCCCUCAGCAUCGUGCACCGUGACCUGAAGCCCUGUAACAUCCUCAUCUCUGUCCCGAACCGCCACGGGCAGAUCCGCGCCGUCAUCUCCGACUUCGGCCUUUGCAAGAAGCUUCAGGGGGGACGACAGAGCUUCAGCCUCCGCUCCGGGAUCCCUGGCACUGAGGGCUGGAUCGCGCCCGAGGUGCUGCAGGAGGCCCCGAAGGAGAACCCUACCAGUGCUGUGGACAUCUUCUCAGCCGGGUGCAUCUUCUACUACGUGGUGUCGGGGGGACAGCACCCCUUUGGGGACAGCCUGCGGCGCCAGGCCAACAUCCUGGCAGGCUCCUACCAGCUGAGCUGCCUGCAGGAGGAGGCUCACGACAAACUCGUUGCGAGGGAGCUGAUUGUGGCCAUGAUCAGCUCCGAGCCCCAGCACCGGCCUUCAGCCCCUGUGGUCCUUGUGCAUCCCUUUUUCUGGAGUCAGGAGAAGCAGCUGCAGUUCUUCCAGGACGUCAGUGACCGUGUGGAGAAGGAGCCAGCUGAGGGGCCCAUCGUCUCAGCCCUUGAAUCGGGAGGACGGGCGGUGGUGAGGACCAACUGGAGGAUGCACAUCUCCCUCCCGCUGCAGAUGGACCUGAGGAAGUUCCGCACCUACAAAGGGGGGUCAGUGCGUGACCUGCUGCGGGCCAUGAGGAACAAGAAGCACCACUACCACGAGCUGCCGGCCGAUGUGCGGGUGGCCCUGGGCUCUGUCCCCGAGGGCUUCGUGCAGUACUUCACCUCCCGCUUCCCGCGGCUGCUGCUGCACACGCACGGGGCCAUGCGGGUCUGUGCCCACGAGCGCACCUUCCACUCCUACUACUGCCAGAGCCUGAGGGGCGACGGCGCCUGAGGGCCACUGGUCACGCCUGAGGGCCAUGGGUCACUCCCGAGGGCCGUGGGUCACUCCUGAGGGUCGAGGGUCGCGAGUCACACCUGACAGCCGUGGAUCACCCUGAGGGCCGCAGGUCACGCCUGAGGGGCGAUGCCGCCUGAGGGCCACGGGUCACAACUGACGGACAGCCACGGGUCAUGCCUGAGGGGCGACGGCGCCUGAGGGCCGUGGGUCACACCUAACGGCCAUGGGUCACACCUGAGGGCUGUGGGUCACACCUAACGGCCAUGGGUCACACCUGAGGGCCGCGGGUCAUGCCCGAGGGCCGCGGGUCACGCCUGAGGGCCGCGGCCACUGCUGCCCACCAAGGCCCUCUCUCUGUCCUGCUGCCAGCCAGGCGAGGGCUCAGCAGGCGGGACACGGGGCAGCACCAUGCUCUCACCUCUGGGCAACCACCUUUGCCAACACUCACAGUCGGACUCAGGUGUGAAGGCAUUUGGGUCAGAAAACAAAGACAUCUUGGGUGGACACAGUGCUUGGAGAAGAAAGAGGAAAACACGUUGUGUUUUCACAGCAGAGUCCUGGGACAGCGAUGCCCUCAGGCUGCCAUCAGCCCCGGGGGACAUUCACCAGGGACAGAAAGCUUUGUCCCACAGCGUCUCUCCUGUACCAGGGGCCUGGGGACGCAGCUCCUUGACACCGGAGCUGCCCCUCAGCCCCAGCAGGGCUGUGCUCAGCCGGGCCAGGCCGAGCAGCCACACCCGCGGCACCCGGGCUGUGAGGGCACAGCCCCAGCAGGAAGGUGUGAAUCAAAGCUGGGCUCAGAACAGGGGUUUGUCCCUUAGGGUCCCCACUAGCCUGUACCUGUGCCAGGCCUGGUGGCACAGCAGUUCAGGAACAGUUGUCUCCGGGCACAAAGGAGGGAGUUCCUUGCCCCUGGGAUCCUUCCCUCAAAGACAGGCAUGUGCCUGCAGCUCCCCCAGCCUCUCCUGCUGCCCAGGGCAGGUGGCCCAUGGGUGCUCUGGUUCAUGGCAUCCCCAUGGGUAUGUGGUCCUUGUGAGCCAGACUCCAGCACCAGCUGAGCCCAUGAGCACAGAGCAAAGCUCCUCUGUGGAACAGCAAUAAUUUUGUAUAGUCUGAUUCCUGUGUGUACUGGGGUGUGGGAUUUCGUUACACAGUUAACAGGGUUUGUACCGGGUUUCUUUUCAGAAUAUAU
Motacilla alba alba is the source of this 6057-nucleotide messenger RNA. It is a transcript of the gene ERN2, whose product is annotated as endoplasmic reticulum to nucleus signaling 2. Gene Ontology annotation, cellular component: IRE1-TRAF2-ASK1 complex. The record is from RefSeq and is a predicted model, not a curated record. Gene Ontology annotation, molecular function: RNA endonuclease activity; protein serine/threonine kinase activity; ATP binding. Bases 2277 to 4859 code for a protein of 860 amino acids. The transcript has 21 exons. Gene Ontology annotation, biological process: mRNA processing; protein phosphorylation; IRE1-mediated unfolded protein response. NCBI's taxonomy places the organism in Eukaryota, Metazoa, Chordata, Aves, Passeriformes, Motacillidae.